AUGGUUCAGAAUCUAAAUGUCACUCCGGACGCACAAAUCCAGCCUCUAUUCCUGCAGGCUUUUAAUUAUGCCGACAAAACCAAUACCCUGAGGCUAGAGGACUGGCUCUCGAUCCUGACGCUCUGUUUGUCUCCCUUGAUUGCCCAUGUUCUUUCGGGUGUUCCGACCGUGGUACGACGAUGCCCGAGUCCCCCGACGUGGCUCGACACGCUUUGCCUAUACAAUCCCACCACCAUCCUAUGGCGAUACCUCGCCAUUGUGGAACGCCGAGUGAGAUACCGACAUCAUUGGGAUGCAGCGGACAUGGCAGCCACUAAUGCGCUCUUUUGGACGUCACACGGCUUCGAUGGCUCCGAAGACAUGAUGAGGCAGAGCCGAAGCUUCUGCGCGCGCAUCCCACGUCAUCACCGCACGGAAAUCUGGUCAAUAGAUUCUAUUAAGACUGUCAUCAUCACUCUACAGGGUAUCCAAGCCCUCGUCGUUCUGGUUCGCGGUGUGCUAGCGUUAGCCAAUAUUGGCAAUCAACCGUACAACGCAACCAUCUCUAUGAGCACUAUUUUUUACCCUCUUGCUGUUAUCGGUCUCCUUCGGCUGUUCGCUGCCCCCUGGUUGACCGAGGAUUAUGCCUACCAGGAGCACGAAACGUAUGAGAGUAACAGGACUUUGGCGCAGCAUAUCACGCAUCCUCCUUCUUCGGAUGGCGCUUCCUAUGCUGCUGUUCCUACCGGCCCUGACACCAAAAAUGCGACGUCCUCAAAUGCAUCACUGCUACCCAGGAGCUCGAUGGCUGUCUGUGAUCAGUCGCCCGAUGUUUAUACUCGUCCUAAGGGACUCCAUCUUCCCACUCUGGCGGUUGUUGUGAUCGUGCGUUGCUGCUAUCUUGGCCUCUUAUGUGUCAUCCUGGCUAUAUCUGUGUGCUAUAUGAUCCCGUACAAUGGGGCGAGUGAGAUGCUGACGCACGCAACGUCCUCAGCCGUUCUUUGGCUUCUUAUUUUCAUGUAUAUUGUGUUCAAUCUGGUUUCUAUCAUUCUCUUCGUCAUUUACCUCAUCCAGCGCGGCCGGGACACAACGACCGUCAUCCCAUGCCUUCGUACAUGGUGGUACCGGGCUUAUACGCUGGUCUUCAUUGCAGCCGCCGUUGCGUUGAUCGUUCUUUCUGGGGUCUACACGCGGCGAACAUCAUGCGGGCAGCUGACCGUUUUCCCACCCUUGUUUGAUCAGCAGGUAUGCAAUGGUACGCCCAUGCAGGUAGACAAGGGUACGGGACCGUUCGGGAUAGUCACUCAAGCGCCAGGUCUCACGCCAGAGACUUGGAUCUUACCAUUGGAGGGAUGGUGCUCUGGGACCUUGACGGGUGAGAUUUUCCCAGUCGUCUCUGUUUCAUGAUGUGUUUGUAAAGAUCUUGUAGAAUGCUG
This is a messenger RNA of Aspergillus pseudotamarii, 1415 nucleotides long. RefSeq lists its product as uncharacterized. The transcript has a single exon. Bases 1 to 1386 code for a protein of 461 amino acids. Lineage: Eukaryota; Fungi; Ascomycota; Eurotiomycetes; Eurotiales; Aspergillaceae. The record is from RefSeq and is a predicted model, not a curated record.